GUGAACCUGUAGGUAUUUAUUGCAGUUGUUUGUAUCCGCGACUACUGUCAGUCGAGCUGGAAGUACUGGGUCAGCAUGGAUUUGCUUCAGGAGCAACCCAAGGUGGAAUGGCUUGUUAUUGAUUUUGAGGAUGAAGAGUCCGUAUAUGUGAUGGAUGUAGAUAUGGUGUUGGAUAUAGGUGAUAGUCUAACCAUUCCAGAUGAAUUCACAGAGGAGGAGAAGACCACCGGCGUCUGGUUGAAGCAGCUUGUUGCAGGGGGCGUGGCAGGGGCAGUCUCUCGUACAGGCACCGCCCCUCUGGACAGAAUGAAAGUCUUCAUGCAAGUUCAUGCCUCGAAAUCCAACAAUAUCAGCCUGGUGGGCGGAUUCAAGCAGAUGUUUAAAGAAGGGGGUGUGGCAUCUAUGUGGAGGGGCAAUGGAGUCAAUGUUAUAAAAAUUGCCCCAGAAACUGCAAUAAAGUUUAUGGCUUAUGAGCAGUAUAAGAAACUGUUGGCAAAAGAUGGUGGUAAAAUCCAGUCACACGAGAGGUUCAUGGCUGGCUCUCUGGCUGGCGCCACCGCUCAAACAGCCAUCUAUCCUAUAGAGGUAAUGAAGACUAGACUGACUCUGAGGAAGACUGGUCAAUAUUCCGGAAUGUUUGACUGUGCCAAGAAGAUUCUGAGGAAGGAGGGAGUGAAGGCCUUUUACAAAGGCUACGUUCCCAAUAUCCUGGGCAUUAUUCCGUAUGCAGGAAUUGAUUUAGCUGUGUAUGAGACAAUGAAGAAUGCAUGGUUGUCACAUUAUGCUACAGAAACCGCUAACCCAGGUGUGGUGGUUCUUCUCGGCUGUGGAACCAUUUCCAGCACAUGUGGCCAGUUGGCCAGCUACCCUCUCGCCCUGAUCCGCACACGCAUGCAGGCACAAGCGUCUAUGGAGGGAUCAGAGCAGGUGUCCAUGACCAAGUUAGUGAAGAAGAUAAUGGAGAAGGAGGGUUUUUUCGGACUCUACCGGGGGAUACUGCCCAACUUCAUGAAAGUGAUCCCAGCUGUCAGUAUUAGUUAUGUGGUGUAUGAGUAUAUGAGGUCUGGAUUAGGAAUUUCAAAGUGAUGUAUGCCCAUUUGAGUGAGCGGUGUGAGUCUCUGUGAAAAGUCUUACAUUUGUUACAAAAAAACACCUCUUUGAAAACACCCUCCGUGAUGGGACAAAAUGUAUUGGUUAUUAACCGAAGUAUAUUUGGUUUUCAUGUUUACACUGAAUCGAAAUUGUCUCUAAGUGUAACUUGAUGGAUUUCGUAAAGAUUCCAGAGUUUCAUCUAUUUUUAUGUUUUUGUCAUUUUAUUUGUUUAUUCCCUGUGAUUUAACAAUAUAUAUAUAUAUAUAUAUAUAUACACCUGAAACAACCAAAACACUGAAGUCAUUGUAAGCAAGUGCACUACAUCUAAUGUCAGACAGACAGACAGACAGACAGACAGACAGACAGACAGACAGACAGACAGACAGACAGACAGACAGACAGACAGAUAGAUAGAUAGAUAGAUAGAUAGAUAGAUAGAUAGAUAGAUAGAUAGAUAGAUAGAUAGAUAGAUAGAUAGAUAGAUAGAUAGAUAGAGCUUUAUUAGUGUCAUUUUACAUUUUUAACUUAAUUAGGUUGGGCUUAAGCCAACAGUGUCUUUGCAUACUGCAAUUAGUACAGUUUUUUUAUAUGGUCUGUUGCAAAAUCUGGAGUAUUCUAACAUUUUCACUAAAACAGGGACCCGUGAAACAAUGCAAAAUAAGUAAUCCCAUUUCUUUGUUUUUGUUUACAUUGUUAACCAUAUUUCCACUUUUACACCUGUACAAAGAUGGCAACAGCCCAGAAUGUACUGUGACAUCAGGGUUUUUUUUCACUUUAGUGAGUUAAAAUAAAUAAUUAUCCUGUGUCAGACACUAAUUGUUUUGCACACAAUGACACAGAUAAAUAUGUGCCUUGUAAAAUUUGUUCAGAUCUCUAUGUGGGUUUCUUUUCCUCCCUGAUUGUACACUGGAAAUAUAGUGUGUUGCCUUAUA
Molecule: messenger RNA, 2024 nt
Organism: Xyrauchen texanus (razorback sucker)
Lineage: Eukaryota; Metazoa; Chordata; Actinopteri; Cypriniformes; Catostomidae
Product: calcium-binding mitochondrial carrier protein SCaMC-1-like
Exons: 7
Coding region: 76-1086 (336 amino acids)
Biological process (GO): transmembrane transport
Cellular component (GO): mitochondrial inner membrane
Molecular function (GO): ATP transmembrane transporter activity
Source: RefSeq, a predicted model, not a curated record